Molecule: messenger RNA, 285 nt
Organism: Penicillium brasilianum
Lineage: Eukaryota; Fungi; Ascomycota; Eurotiomycetes; Eurotiales; Aspergillaceae
Source: the annotation of a GenBank genome assembly
AUGGCUGAUAACACUCUCCAAACACCUCGAAUGACUACCGAUGCGUCCGCUGAAAACAGCUCGCUCAUCCGCAGGCUUGCCAAGAAAUCCCUGAACUUGCUCCGAGGUUCAAGCAACCUUGACCAGAGCGGGGUCGAAAAUAUGAUCCAAGCCCUUGAUCUUGCGGGGAAGGACAAUACGGAGACAGUCUCACGCGCUCUGGGCGAGCUCAAGCUAGAGGAGGUUCACACAAUUCUCAAGCUCACUAAGCUCACCGAUCAUAAUGAGAAACCAGGCGAUGAAUGA